This is a messenger RNA of Epinephelus moara (kelp grouper), 9437 nucleotides long. Its product is annotated as spectrin beta chain, non-erythrocytic 5. The coding region runs from base 163 to 7377 and encodes 2404 amino acids. Gene Ontology annotation, cellular component: cell projection; plasma membrane; Z disc. Gene Ontology annotation, molecular function: actin filament binding; phospholipid binding. The record is from RefSeq and is a predicted model, not a curated record. The transcript has 34 exons. Gene Ontology annotation, biological process: actin cytoskeleton organization; muscle cell development. NCBI's taxonomy places the organism in Eukaryota, Metazoa, Chordata, Actinopteri, Perciformes, Serranidae.
UGAGCUCUCCCUUCACUUUCUGUUCAACCCUCCACUUGCCUGCUGAACAGAGACUGGACAGACACAACUGGUGAGUGAGGAGAGUGUACAAGGGAAUGUGACAGACUUUUCAAUGCCCAUUUGGAUUUCAGCAUAUUUUGUAUUCUUAUCUGGACACUGGCAAUGUCUGAAAGCAUUGUGAGGAAGGUCCAGCCCUUCACUAUUGGGACGAGGCUGUCAGUCCCGGCUGUGCCAAAAUGCCAGGAGUUUACACAGAGUUAUCUACAGAGCCAGAGUCUGGAUAACUGCACUCUACAGCACAACCUGAACUCGCUCUACCUCAGCCGAUCCCAGGUCUGCGCUCACGGCCCCUGCCUCGUCUCACCCAUCGUCAAGCAGGUAGCUCCCAUGAGGCACGAUCAGGAGGACAUGGCAGCUGAGGACCAGCUGAACCAGAACGUCGCCUCUCCCUCCGCCGUCUCCAGAUCCAUCAAGAAGAUCACAAUCUCUGGGAGUCGAGACAGAUCAGAGAACAAGGUGUCAGUGGGAUCGGCGCAGCUCUCAAUCACAGGGUCCACAUCUGAAAACAACAAUAACAACAACAACAUCACCAGCAGCACGUCAGAUCCUCAUCUGCCAAGGAUUGUGGGUGUGAGCUGUGAGAAUAAGCCCAGUUCUCACUUUAAGGUUUUACUCAGAAAAGACAGCAGUGAUGAACCUCAGCCUCCGCAGGGACAAACCAGGCUAAAACUGAACGGAGAGAAAUCCGUCCAACAGAUUUCAGUUUCUGAAUCGCAGAAGAAAGAGCCACAGAGGAAAGAAAGUCAUCCACACACACAGAAUGAAGCAUCAGCAGCUGCUCCAUCCCAGAGUGACUUCUUCACUCAGCGCAAUUCACUCUUCAACAAGGAAGUGCUGCAGGCAGAGGCGUGGAUCAAAGGCAAGCUGCAGGACCUGAAGGAUGGAUGUAAUAUUCAGCGCUGCCCCCUACAGGACUGGGAAGAAGCCUCACAGACGCUUCAGAGAGACCUCAAAGACUUUGAGAACACCCUGAUUCAACUCAACCAGAUGGGUGAGCAGUUGAUCUGUAAGUUGAACCCCACCUCUGAUCUGGUGAAGAAGCAGCUCAGCCAGCUCAGGGACCAGUGGCAAACCCUGAAACAGACGGCUGCUAAUCAGACGAGGGCCCUGGGUGGAGCCAAGAACCUGCAGGAGUUCAACAGAAAAGUGGACAAGCUGGAGGCAUGGAUUAAAGAGAAGCAGGAAGAGGAGCAGUCUCUGGUGAAUGUCCUGGGGGAAAAUGUUGACAAAAUGCAGCUGACAAGGAGAAUUUUAGAUCUGAAACAGGAUGAGCAGCUAUACAGAAACCUCCACGAGGAGAUCAACCACUUGGCCCUAAAACUGGAGAAACAAGGGAAGACAGAUGGCAAAAACAUCUCCAGCAAGAGGAAACACAUCAAUAAAAUGUGGCUGAAGGCACAGUCUCAUCUGAAAAACUACCAUGAAAAUCUUCAGCUGGCACUGGAGGUGUCCUCGUUCUACCAACAGGCUGAUAAUACCUUGUUUGCUAUUAAUAACAUGAGGAAAAGCAUAUCUGCAUCGAAAGAGCUGGACAGCUGUGGAGACAGAGAAAUACGAGACAUCGCCAGUCAAAUCAUGAUGCUAGAUGUGAGCGUGUCACAGGUGUCUAAUCUCCAUCCCGCCCUGGCCGCCAGCGUCACACAGAAGCAGAGUGAGGUGAAGGACUGCUGGGCACUUCUUCAGAAGGUUUUCAGGAGUGACAGGACCACACUCUCUCCCACUGGCUCCGCUUUCACCAGGGAAGAUGCUGACCCCCUGACACCGGCCCGAGAACCCCAGUGCAACGUGGGAAUGGAGACGCAAAGGAUCAUGGGAAAGGAGGUGAAGGAGGAGCAGAAUCGUCUGAAAGGCUGCGUGAGUACUGUUGAAUGUGGGAUUGGUAGGAGAACACCGAGCAACCAAAGCCAGGAGCAGCAAUCAGUGAACCACACCUCUUCACCCACAGGAGACGGCCCUGCCUGUGCGCAUGAUGUCAUCGUCAGACAUCAAUUGAAGGGGGAAAGCAGGAAGCCCAGAGCAGAGCCCAAGCUUGCCACCGCCCCACGAGGCCACCCACAGCUUCACACACAGCUCCAGAAGUUCACGGUGUCUGCUGACAAGACUUUGUCCUGGCUGAAAGACAAUGUGUCCAUGGCCACACAGGUGUGUUCAAUAGCCAGCUUUGAGGGGCCAGAGGCAGCCAGGAGGUGUCAACAGGCUCUGGAACAAGAAAUUCUCACCAACAGGGCCAGGAUAGAGGUGGUCAAACGGGAGGGUCGCGGGCUGGUCCGUGCACAGCACCCAGGCAGCGCCAAGAUAGAGGAGUUCCUCGGCCAGCUGGAAGUCUUAUGGGAAGAGCUGCGGAGGAGGCACCAGAGGAACGCAGCGUUUCUGCAGGCCUCAGAGGAGCUGGGUUUUAGGGUUGUAAAAGUGCUCCAAGCCCUGGGCAGCCUGGAGGCCUGGCUUGAGUCCGUGGAGCUUUCCAUGAAGGAAUCUGCUCUCGCCGGUGACCCUGAAACAAUGAGCAUGGCUGAGAGGGAGAGCUGUCUGCUGGAGAAAGAGGUCGCAGCACGCAGCCUGGAGCUCAGCGCUCUGAGGCAGGAGGUGGACCGCCUCCACAGCCACAGUCACCCACACACACGAGGCCUGCCAGUACGCAUGGAGGAGGUGGAAAGAAAGUAUCGUCGUGUCCAAAGUGCCCUGACCCAGCAGAGCUCAGAGCUGCAGGACACACGGAUGCUGACUGAGUUCUUGGAGCGUGUGGAACUAGAGGAGAGCCAGGAGCUCAGCAGCAGUCAGUACAGCCUGGGACAGCCUCUCCACAGUGAGAUUUCCUCAGCUCCUACAUUGCUGGGACUCCAAAGCAGUGGCAGUGGUGAGCCCCUGAUAGAAAGCAUGGGCGACCCUGUGGAGGAACUACGAGAGGCCGUGGAGAUGCUAAAUGACACCGUUAGGGAAAGAGGCCGAUCGCAGAGCCAUGACCAGGCCAUCCAGGAGCUGCUGAGCAGGCACGCCAGCCUGGCGGUGCACAUGGAGGAGUGCUUGUGCUACAGCAAGGAGCUGAGCCUGGACAUCCUGGAGAAGGAGACAGACAUGGCCGUCCAGUGUGAGCCAGACCGCUGCGGCCUAGAGGCUCUGCAGGAGAAGCAGGACCACCUGGAGAUUGACUAUGAAGUCAUCAGGGAGGAGGUAAAGGAGAUGGAGAAGCAGACUUCUCGCUUGGAAGAACUGUGCCCAGAGCGAGUGCAUGUACUCGGGGCAAAGAUCCAGGCCAUGCUGCAGGGCUGGACAGAGCUGGAGAAGAGUGUGACGGAGAACAAAUCACGUCUACAAGAGUUUGUGCAGCUCCAGGACUUCUUCAGGAGCUACCUCGCCAUGAUCUCAUGGACAGAAGACACCAGGUCGUGCAUCUUCUCAGAUACCGCCUUGCAUUUCGGGAAAGACGGCCAGAGGCCACUCGCUGCAGAGCUGGACAUGCAGAUUGAGCAAAAGUUUGAGGAGUUUGAUGAGCUGGCAGAAACGGGGAGAAACCUUUUAGACAAAGAGCACCACCUCACGCAGAUGGUGAAGGAGCGCAUGGAAGAACUGAGGAGUAUGCUCGGGUGGAUCUCGGUGCACUGGAGGGCUCAGAAACAGCAGUGGCUUCAUAAGAAGAGCCAACAGGAGCCUUCACAGGAUAAUAUUUAUUCUGAGGCCACAAUGUGCUCUCCAUCGACAGAGAGUUCACCUCCUGAGCUGGAGGCCCACCAGUCCUACCAGUCCCACCAGAUUCUAGUCUCUGAUGAAGACAAACCAAAGGCAGCAGGAGACAGCCGGCCCUCAUCCCUGCCGCCAACACAAGCUGAGCAGCAGGACGAGAAGCAGUUUGAGGAUGGGUAUGAGGUCAUGAACAGUAUUGGACCACGGGGUGGCGAGGCUACCUCCUCAGAGACUCCCAAACCCUCCAUUGUGGUCCUCAAAGAGCCCAGCAGCCCUGCUUUAGGGGGCACGGUCAACCUCAUCCUUAGCUUUGGUAACACGGGGGACAGCCAGGUUCAGGUGCUUGACCCACCUGCUAGGACGGACGAGGUGGUGGAGGAGACCUCUGAGCCUGUCCACAGGCCCGCUGUGCCUCCAUCUUCUGCCUGUAAAAACUUUUGGAGGCGCUGCCAGGGGCUUUUGGAAAAUACUUUGGGUAGUUUAAAGCGAAAGAGAAAGAUUUAUCGGCAGAGUGCAAAUGAGGUAAGUACCUACUUGCAUGUCAAGGAUAACAACUUGGCUGUGGCCCCUGUGUAUGAGAGUAUCACCCUGCCACGCCAAAAGAGCCGCUCUACAGCCUCAGCCUCACCUACUUUCCUGCCGUCCACCUCUUCCUCGUCAUCUUCCUCAGUGCCUGCACCUCAGACGGCCAAUGUAACCUUUCACGCUUCGGCAGGGAAUGGCGGCAGCUCCAUUUUCAGCAGCCUUAAGAGAAUGGGAAAGAAGAGGAAGAGGAAGAGAGAUGGUCGAAGACACACUAUCCAGAAAAUCAUGGGAGUGGAGGAGCAAAGGGACGGGAUGCCUCAGUUUGGCUGCGAGACAGUCACAUACGACACACAUACAUGGCCACUUAAGGAAGGCAGGAGGAGGAAGACUUCACCAAAGAGUAGGGAUAGAGUAGAAGCUAUGGCCUACAUGAAGAACCCCCUGCUGAAGGACAUUGAUACAGAGUGUUCAGGAGAAUACAGCAUUAUUCCAUAUGCUGAAUCAGAGGGGCCAACCACAAAUCACGCGAGAAGCCACUGCAGAUUCCUCUCUUUGGGCUCUGUGCUGAGCUUCGACCUGCCCAAGGACAUGACCCUCAUCCCCAGCAUUCAGGACAUCAUUACCAUCGCCCCUCCGGAAUCCAAAACCGGAGCAGGGACUGAUCCGGACCCCCACUCCCAGAGACAAUCAGCCCUGAGCUCUUUCAAACAGACUCGACCCACUCCUGCAGUCACACGCAGUUCAGCAGAAAUCAGUUUUCCUGAAACUCAGACUUCGACGAUUGUCAUGAAAGAUCUGCCUGAUGUGGAGAAGAGUUUCCAACCAGCACCUCCUCUUUCCCCGGGACAGGAUGAGGAUCAGACUGUGCCAUGUAACGACCUGUCUCAAACACAGUUCAGUCAGCAGGAGGAUCCAGAGCAGGAGUGGGACAAAAUGUCAUCAGAGGUUAAAACCAAUACAACUGAAAGAGAUGUGACCGUCCAGUCUUCCCAGCUCCCUAUUUAUGUGAACCAAGCCCAAAAUACAGCUGCACAUAAACACCAAUGCCCUAGUGUCCACACACUCAUCCGAGACCUAAAAGGACAUCAGUACCAUAAAUGUGCAAGGACCCAGUGUGUGCAUGGAGAGAGUCCUGGACAGUGUCUGAGCCAAGCUUCUCAUAUGGUGGUGAAUCUGAAGUCGACAGUGAAUGUGAGUGUUCGUCAGGACUCAGUUGACUCUGGAAUCUCCACCUCCAGCAGUAUCAAGCUUUGUACUGAUGCUCCAUGUCCAGAUAAGCAGCAGCCCAAGGGUGUGGUGGGGAGGCUGAUGUCCCUUGAGGUGGGAGGUAUAGACUGCGCUAAAUCGAAGGAGAGCACUGUAACAUCAUCAGGUUUGUCAACAGACUCAGCAGAGCUAGAUACAGAGCCCGUCAACCUCGACCACCAGCAAUUUGAGGAGGAAGAAGAAGAACUGGAGGACAUCUGGAACCAGACUACUAACUUUAGACAGAGCAUCUGCUCAGACAUUAUGUACCAGCCCAACCAGGAAGAGUCUGAACCCUCUGUCCAAUCCAAAGAGCCCCCUUCCCGCUCACCUUCACCCAAGACCCCGGCUGUGCUCUACAGGAACCUGGUCACUGCCUCAGCACCCAACCUCCUCGUGGCCGAGUUUAAACUGCCCUCCUACCUUCAGAGCUUGCUGGGUUACGACAAGGAGCAGAGUCCCAAAGUUAACCUCCCUCCACUGGCCACAGGAGACAGGAGAUCCUGGGCGGCCUUUCCUAACAGGGAGCCAGCCGGCAAGAUCUCAGUGACAGUAAACGAGACGGCAUCUGAUCCAGUGAAGCUGCCAGAUGUGGGGGACAAUCAGAGAUAUAUUUAUCAGUACAGAGAGGAUGAGGAGGAGGAGGAGGAGGCAAAGGUGGGGGAGGAGGUGGAUGAGCACGCAGGUAGUUUGAAGGACCACUCAAUGAGUCUACUGUCAGUUCAUAUGGGUUUGGAUGGCAUCUGUCAGCAAAGAGAAGCCUCUCACAGCCUGGACAACAUGGAGAAGCAGGAAGAAUCAGUGGCCACAGGAGGGCGCUGUAUCACCCUGAGUGGAAAGCCUGAGCUGCAGUCUAUGGAGGGAACGCUUGAGAGGAAGCACAAGCUGCAGCUGGGAGGAAAGAAAGCUGCCUCCAGAGGCUGGAACUCCUACCAUGCUGUCCUAUAUAGACACACCUUGUGCUUCUACCAGGAUAGAAAGGAUACACUGAGGAGCUCUGCAUGCGGCCUGCCGCUGAACCUCAUGGGAGCUGAGUGUUCACCUGCACCAGAGUACACCAAAAAACCCAACUGCUUUCGACUACGGCUUCGUGAUGGGUCCGAAUAUCUGCUCAAUGCUUCCUCACGCUUUAUGAUGAAGAAAUGGAUGAUGAAAAUACAAGCAAGCACAGGUCGGAGUGAGUCUGUGCCUUCAUUAUCAAGUGUCCCAGCUGAUCAAGACUUCCCCAUUUCCUUAAAGCCCUUCCUCUGUCCCAAUUGUCAUGGUCUUGCCAAAUGCCACUGCCCCUCCUCCCGCCAUGAUGUCACCUCCACGUUCCCAAGGCGCAAACCGCCGGGCGCGACCCAAACCAAAGAGAUUGUUGUCGUCACCAGAGAGUUCAGUCACAUGCCGCAGAGUAAUUUAAGGAGUGUGGAUGAGCAGUCGACCAUGUCAUCCUCAGAUGGAGGCUGCUGUGAUGAUGAUGAAGACAGUUUAAAGCAGACGGUGACUCACAGACUGUCUGGAGCAUGCAGAAACAACACCUCUCCCUCCCCUCACUCCCCUGUCUCCAGCGGUCAAGACUGGCUCAGCACCAAGCGUCGCUCCCACUCCUUCACAUCAGCAACGUUUCAGAAGAUCAAACCCAUGCAGCACACCCCUGGAGGCAGCGGCCUGGAAAGAGGCUCCAACUACUGUGUGACUCUUGUCGUUGGAGACAAGACGUCAGACGGCGUGUCUAUAAGCAGGAGCUCUGAGUCCCCGCUGCUGGCCUCGGCCGGAUGGCAGCAGGACACCCAUCAGGACUCUGCUCUGAGGAGCUACGCCAGCCUGCCACGGCCGCACAACAAAUCUGUCUUCAAAAAGUUCUUUGGGAAAAGGGACCUCUGAGAUAUUUUAAUGAUUUUACUAAUAAAGGGUUUUAGAAAUAGUUUCUAAUGUGCAGUGCACAUAUUUGUUGAAAAGCAAAAAAAGAAAAAAAAAAUGCUACUACUGAUUAUAUUUAUGAUGGGAAGAGCUACCAUGGUUUUAUUUUUGAUGUGUUUUAUAUAAAUCACUUCAAAUCCUGAUGAGUGCCUUUAAUGAGUGUUUAUAUUGAUCCAAGUUAAAAGGAGCAAUAGUGUGUGUGUGCACUGUGUAGAUGUAGAUUCUAUUAAUUGAAAAACAUGUUUUCUUACCAGCCGUAUGUCAUGUUUCCUGUUGUUUUGUUGUUGUUUUUAUUGUUGUGUUAUUGGGUUAACAGUCUCUGUUGAAAGAAACCUAUCUGCUCAGUGGAGAAUCAGUUUCAAAACCAUUUUCACAGAAUAAUCUCAGUGAUAUAAUCUUAAAUCAGUUAUGACUUAGUCUUAUCCUGAACUCAUGACACUUACUUCACAUGUACAGCGUGUGGUGCACCAAAACAUUUUCUCCUUUAUACUGAAAUCAGCAGUUUGAUACUGCUCGAGCUUGUUUGAUAUUAACACAUUUAAAAUACUAAUUGUAGCAAAGGCUAUUCAUAAUAAAACAUUAAAAACCAAGACUUUGCUUCGGCUCUGAUUAAUAGAUGGAGAUAUUUAUUUUUUAAUACAGUUGUGGUGAAAAUGUCUGUUAUUCAAACCCUGCUGUCAUCUCUGGAGGCUUUGAAGAGAAAAAAGGAUUAGAUGAAUGGAGAGAUUAAAGGCCAGGCCAGGCUAAGAACAUUCUCACAUCAUUAGCCUUCUUUUUGCAUAUUAAAGACAUGAUUCAAACAAAUCCAUAAUCAACAGCAUUAAUGCUGAGGACCCAAACAUUCUUUGUAGACAUUAUGGCUGCAUAAUGAGUCAUAUGCAUAAAGAGUUCGCAAAAUGCUGCUGUUUAGCAUCACAAAAUAUUCAGCGAUUCCCUUCAAGAUGUCUGAGGGACAGAUUAGUUUGAGCAGAGAGGGAAAUGGGUCACUUGGUGCACAUUUUAAAACAAUUUUGGAAGAUCUGGAAUAUAUAAAGAACUAGAAAAGGCUAAUGUCUCUCAAGAAAGUGUAAGUGUGCAUGCCUAAUCUGAGAAUUGCAGGUGCAAACACUAAACAGGUAGAAAUGUCCUCAAAUGUUAGUUUACAUGUGCAAAGUCAUACAGGAGCUGCAGCUGAAGUGUCUGUUAAAGUGUGAGCAUUGUUUGGGUGUAAAAUGCAUUUUGAAGUGUAAGAGCCAAAAGCAAUUGAGAUCGGCUGAGGUGUAAUCACUGAGAGCAACUGAAAUUUUAAUUCCAAGUUUGAGCCAUGUAGGCAGUUGAACUGUCUAUUUAUAUAAAAGAAGAAGAAAAUACACUUUAUUAAUCCCUGAGGGGAAAUUAAAUUGGUUCACUCUAUUGUCAUAUACACACAGGCCUGAAAUACACAUACACAAAAUCAGGACCUAUACAUGCAUUAAAUGGAGAGAUGUCUGAGCAAGGGGGCUGCCCAUGGACGGGUGCCCUGAGCAAUUGGAGUGUCCGUGCCUUCGUCAGGGGCGCCUUGACAGUGCCCUGGAGGUGUGCUGGCAGCUCUCCCCCUGCCAGUCCACUCCAUAUUUGGUCCGGACAGGGACUUGAGCCAAGUCUCUACGGGCUGAGCUACUGCCACCCUGUUUUAUAUAUAUAAGCACUCUAAGAAAAAGAUAGAAGCAUUUGAACUGUUCAGAAGUGCAUUGCAUCCACAUAGGAUAAGUAAAUAGACACAUAAUCUGGUAACUACAAGGAAAGCUCUCAUGAUUAUGAGGGAUCUCCUACUUAGAGGAUAUUAUCUUCUAGGACAGGUGUAGGCAACCUGCAGCUCUGGAGCCACAUGUGGCUCCCUAGCUCCUCUCCAGUGUCUUCCUGAGGCUUUGACAAAAUUUGAAUAACAGUUUUUUUUUGUAACAUUUUAAUUUCAAUGUAUCAUUGUUGCAGACCUAAAGUGAUUUUUACAAUCUCCAAUCAGGAAAAUGCUUAAAAAUGUCUACAUAAAUGCCUAUACACUGAAU